Messenger RNA from Mangifera indica (mango), 1022 nucleotides. RefSeq lists its product as uncharacterized. Gene Ontology annotation, biological process: chloroplast organization; regulation of DNA-templated transcription. Lineage: Eukaryota; Viridiplantae; Streptophyta; Magnoliopsida; Sapindales; Anacardiaceae. The record is from RefSeq and is a predicted model, not a curated record. The transcript has 2 exons. Gene Ontology annotation, cellular component: chloroplast. The coding region runs from base 230 to 796 and encodes 188 amino acids. Gene Ontology annotation, molecular function: double-stranded DNA binding.
CGCCUUUCCUCUUUAUUCUCUUUCGGAAGUCAUUCGUCGAUGGAAGAGAUUUUCCGCGGAGAUCUGUAACUGUAUUUUGAAGAGAAGCUUAGAGAAACAAAUAAUUCCUGCUUUUAACUUCUUGAAAGACUUAGUCAAGUCUGAUGAGACGACCAUUGCAGCAAUUAGACGCUGUCCACGUAUUCUCCUUUACCGUAUUGACAGCUAUUGGGUAGAUAAUGUUAGAAUCAUGAGAGAAUAUGGUGUGUCAGAAUCAUGUAUUGUGACAUUAGUUCGUUACCAGCCUAGAACAUUUAUGAUGAUUCCUGAUGCGUUUAAGAAGAUUGUCGACGAAGUUAAGAGGAUGGGGUUUGAUCCUUCAAAGUUGAAGUUUGGGUUGGCAGUCUUUGCAUUCAGGGCAAUGAGCAGAUCGACAUGGGACAAAAAGGUGGAUGUUUAUAAGAAAUGGGGUUUGUCUGAGGAAGAGGUUUUUGAAGCAUUUGGGAGGACUCCAUGGUUUAUGAUGGCAUCUGAGAAUAAGAUUAUGGCAAUGAUGGAUUUUUUUGUCAAUAAAAUGGGUUGGGAGUAUUCAUUUAUUGUCAAACGCCCAGCACUUAUUACAUUGAGCCUAAAGAGAAUUGUUCCAAGGGGCACUCUUUUUCAGUUUCUGUUGUCAAAAGGUUUGUUAAAGGAAAACCUUUACAUUCCUAGCUUUUUUGAGGCUCCAGAGAAGUUGUUCCGGAAGAAGUUUGUGGACUGUUUUAUAGAGGAAGCUCCUGAGGUGUUGAAGCUGUAUCCAUCGAACUUCUCUAGUUAACUACCAAGUGAGCUGUAAGCAUAGUUUAGAGUGGUGCAAUCGUAGAAUCCAAACAUUAUGACUUGUCUUUUAUUUUAUUUUAGAUGUUCUGUAGUUUGAUCCACAGCACACAGCACAGCCAAAUUUCUGUUUAAUUAGUCAAUGGUGGUUUCAUGUUUUUCCUGCAAUUGACUUGAACUGCUACUCAUGACCAUUUUCUACUGCUAUCGUAGUUUGUCUUGUUUCA